AUGCCCUGGCAGCCCUGUCGUGGGCAGCGGGGGCCGGGCCAUGUUGCUGUGGGGCUGGUGUCUGGAUCUCGCAGGGUCCACACCAAGAUCUCCAAGGUGCCACCCGCCUUCGCCAACAUCGGCYAGGGCUCCAUGUGCAUCAAGGCAGGAAUAUUAAGUGUCAUUGCUGUGGGGAGAAAUGCGAGUGGAGGAAUCCCGGGGAACUGGUUUUACCCCUUCGUACUGUGCGGACCGGCUGGAGAGGGGGCUGGAGCUCCUCCCUUGGCGAAGGCAUAUAACGCCUCCAAUGGUCCCGGGAGCCGGCACUGCGGCGCUGCCGGAGCCGGGCACGCGUGUCGGCACGGGCRGCGAGCGAUGGCUUCCAUGGGGAUGCAGGUGCUGGGCAUCGCCCUCUCUGUCAUCGGCUGGCUGGGCACCAUCCUGUGCUGCGCGCUGCCYAUGUGGCGYGUGACGGCCUUCGUCGGCAACAACAUCGUGGUGGCGCAGAUCAUCUGGGAAGGGCUGUGGAUGAACUGUGUGGUGCAGAGCACGGGGCAGAUGCAGUGCCGCGUGUACGACUCCAUGCUGGCGCUGCCGCAGGACCUGCAGGCCGCCCGCGCCCUCGUGGUCAUCGCCAUCGUGCUGGCCGUGCUGGGCACCCUGCUCGCCGUCACCGGCGGGAAGUGCACCAACUGCGUGGAGGACGACAGCGCCAAGGCCAGGGUCAUGAUUGGCUCUGGGAUCAUCUUCGUCAUCGCCGGCAUCAUGAUCCUCAUCCCCAUCUCCUGGUCGGCCAACAGCAUCAUCCGGGACUUCUAUGACCCGCUGGUCUCGGAGUCCCAGAAGCGGGAGCUGGGCUCCUCGCUGUACGUGGGCUGGGCGGCCUCGGCGCUGCUGCUCCUUGGCGGCCUCAUCCUGUGCUGCAGCUGCCCGCGGCGCGGCGAGAAGCCCUAUGCUGCCAAGUACACGGCGUCGCGCUCCGUGCCAGCCAGCAACUACGUGUAG
Molecule: messenger RNA, 984 nt
Organism: Nothoprocta perdicaria
Lineage: Eukaryota; Metazoa; Chordata; Aves; Tinamiformes; Tinamidae
Product: claudin-4-like
Biological process (GO): bicellular tight junction assembly; cell adhesion
Cellular component (GO): plasma membrane; bicellular tight junction
Molecular function (GO): structural molecule activity
Source: RefSeq, a predicted model, not a curated record